Messenger RNA from Synchytrium microbalum, 1179 nucleotides. It is a transcript of the gene GCV1, whose product is annotated as aminomethyltransferase. The record is from RefSeq and is a predicted model, not a curated record. The transcript is spliced from 7 exons. The coding region runs from base 1 to 1179 and encodes 392 amino acids. Gene Ontology annotation, molecular function: aminomethyltransferase activity; protein binding. Gene Ontology annotation, biological process: glycine catabolic process. Gene Ontology annotation, cellular component: mitochondrion. NCBI's taxonomy places the organism in Eukaryota, Fungi, Chytridiomycota, Chytridiomycetes, Synchytriales, Synchytriaceae.
AUGACAAUGCAGAUAACGUUGACAAGUCGCAUCGUGACUAGAGCAUGCGCUCUACAAUCGGCGACACGUAGAGGUCUCGCUUCGGCUGCUGAUGCUGCACCAUUAAAGCGUACAGCCUUGUACGAUUUCCAUAUCGCAAAUGGUGGCAAGAUGGUUCCUUUUGCUGGCUGGGAAAUGCCAGUCCAGUAUCAGUCAAUGGGCGUCCUAGCUUCCCAUCUACAUACUCGUGAAAAGGCUAGCAUAUUCGAUGUAUCUCAUAUGCUACAAACACAAUGGAGCGGAAAAGACUGUCUGAGAUUCCUGGAACAUCUCGUCGUCGCCGACUUGAAGGGCCUCCCCGUCUCAUCUUCAACACUGUCGCUCUUUACGAAUGCAGCCGGAGGCAUUAUCGACGAUACAGUAAUCAACAAGCAAACGGAGGAUACCUUUUACGUUGUUUCGAAUGCCGGAUGUGCUGAAAAGGAUAUGGCGCAUAUAUCAGAGCAGCUGGCUACUGUUGCUAAAGGUUGGGAUGUACAUGUGGAUGUUUUGAGUGGUGCUUCGUUGAUUGCUCUUCAGGGUCCCAAAGCAGCAGAAGUCAUGAAAUCACUCGUCCACGACGACUUGACUACUAUGGGAUUCAUGACGAGUCGAUUCAUGGAGAUUAGUGGUAUUCCAACUUAUACCUCACGAUGUGGGUAUACUGGAGAAGACGGAUUCGAGAUUUCAGUCAAGAGCACAGACGUAACAGCUCUAUGUGAAAUCCUGAUGAAGAACGCAGAUGUGGAAUUGGCUGGUCUAGGUCCUCGUGAUAGUUUACGAUUAGAAGCUGGGUUGUGUUUAUAUGGACAUGAUUUGAAUGAGCAAGUUAGUCCUGUUGAGGGUGCUUUGACUUGGACUAUUGGACAACGACGAAGAAAGGAAGGUGGAUUUAUAGGAGCAGACAAGAUCCUACCACAAGUCGCAGAUGCCAAACUAGCACCAAGGAGACGAAUUGGAAUGAUUGUUGAUGGCGCUCCUGCUCGAGGCAAUGGAUGUCCGUCACCAGUUCUCAAGAAGAAUAUUGCUAUGGGUCUGGUGAAGGCUGGCAAUCAAAAGAUUGGAACCGAAUUACGUGUUGAAGUCCGUGGCAGGAUGCAAAAGGCAGUUGUUACCAAGAUGCCGUUUGUGCCUCAGAGGUAUUACAGGAAGCCAGAGUAG